Molecule: messenger RNA, 1926 nt
Organism: Colletotrichum fioriniae
Lineage: Eukaryota; Fungi; Ascomycota; Sordariomycetes; Glomerellales; Glomerellaceae
Gene: NOT5
Product: general negative regulator of transcription subunit 5
Biological process (GO): nuclear-transcribed mRNA poly(A) tail shortening; regulation of DNA-templated transcription
Cellular component (GO): CCR4-NOT core complex; nucleus; P-body
Source: RefSeq, a predicted model, not a curated record
AUGGCGGCACGCAAACUCCAACAAGAAGUCGACAAGUGCUUCAAGAAGGUGGCGGAAGGCGUCGCCGAAUUCGAGGCCAUCUACGAAAAGAUUGAGCAAUCCAACAACAUCUCCCAAAAAGAGAAGCUGGAGGACAACCUCAAGCGCGAAAUCAAGAAGCUCCAGAGACUCCGCGAUCAGAUCAAGACAUGGGCAGCAAGCAACGACAUCAAGGACAAGUCUCCUUUGCUGGAGCACCGAAGGUUGAUCGAGACGCAAAUGGAAAAGUUCAAGGCCGUAGAGAAGGCUAUGAAGACCAAGGCAUACUCCAAGGAAGGGUUGGCCUCUUCAGCCAAGCUCGAUCCCCAAGAACAAGCAAAAGCCGAGGCUAGCGAUUUCCUAAAUAGCAUGGUCGACGAGCUCGAGCAACAAAUCGAAACACUAGAAGCCGAGGCCGAAUCGAUACAAGCGACGAUGAAGAAGGGCAAGAGCCAAACUGCCAAGGCGGAACGAAUGGCCGAGAUCGAGCGCAUCAUCGAACGUCACAAGUGGCAUCAGGGCAAAUUAGAGCUUAUUCGAAGGUCUCUAGAGAACGGCGGAGUCGACACGGAUCAGGUUACCGAACUCGAAGAGACGAUCCGAUAUUACGUCUCUGAUGGCAUGAACGAUGACUUUGUCGAAGACGAGGAGAUGUACGAAGAGCUUGCUCUGGACGAGGACGAGGGCGCGUUCGGCCUAGCUCAAGAUGGCGACAAGGGCUCAUCGCAAGACGCUCAGUCAAUAGCGGAGGAACCGACACCCGAGCCAGAAAUCAUCAAGGCUCCUCCGAAGCCCAAGGCGGUAGCAGAGGCAUCUGCUUCAGGACGCAGGUCGAGCUCACAGAACAAGUCCCCACUGCCUGCGUUAGCUACCUUGCAUAUGCCAACAAUCAUUGGCAAUGGCGCAGCAACUGGUCCUACGAUGAAGCCAGCGGUAGCCCCCGCAAGACCUGCCGAAGGCCUCAAAUACGCGUCUGCGGCGGCGGCAGCGGCAGCAUCAGACAAGAUCGGCAUCUCUCCCUUGCCCCCUCCACCAGGCGCAGCACCCGUCACUGCCAGUACACCGGGGUCGCAGUCAAAAACCAGCGCAACAAGCUCACCCGCAACGACAUCAGCGCAUCCUGUUGCAGCAAAGGAGCCCGAACCCAAGCAGCCACCACCACCAUCAACAACUCCAAGCGAACCACCAAUCGCAAACGCGAGCGCCAGCGCCAACGCAAGCACCAGCACCAGCACAAGCACCAGCACAAGCGCAAAAGCCGUCUCGGCCACUACCAAGGCAGAGAAGCGUGCGAAAAAGGAGCAGGCUGCGGCAAGUGCUUCCGGAGCAGCCAAAGCAUCUCAAACAAAUGGUGCCACGAAUGGGGCCAAGCCUACAGCAGAGGAAGAGGAAGAGUCUAUAUAUCACCUCCCGUCAUCUUUGCAAGACCUCGUCGAAUCUUUCGAAGCUUCCCGCAAGCGCCCGGCGCCUCUCAACUCGCCAUCCACGCAACGCAUGCUCCAGACGAGUCAGGCUACAUGCCCCGACAUUAUGGACGCAGAUGUACCCAGAACGUACCGCCCCGACUUGCGAUUGACAUCGACCGGCGUCGGCUUUCCUCAAGAGCCGCUCCCUUUGUUUGAUGACCCGCGGUUAUACUCACGGAUUGAUCCUGACACGCUGUUCUACGUCUUCUACUACAAGCAAGGCACGCCCCAGCAAUACCUUGCUGCCAAGGCCUUAAAGGACCAGAGCUGGCGGUUCCACAAGCAAUAUCAGACCUGGUUCCAGCGCCACGAAGAGCCAAAGAACAUCACCGAAGAAUUCGAGCAGGGCACAUACCGCUUCUUCGACUACGAAAGCACAUGGAUGAACCGAAGAAAGGCGGAUUUCAAGUUCGCGUACAAAUUCCUCGAGGACGAUGUAUGA